Messenger RNA from Morchella sextelata, 1536 nucleotides. RefSeq lists its product as uncharacterized. Lineage: Eukaryota; Fungi; Ascomycota; Pezizomycetes; Pezizales; Morchellaceae. The transcript has 2 exons. Bases 1 to 1536 code for a protein of 511 amino acids. The record is from RefSeq and is a predicted model, not a curated record. Gene Ontology annotation, molecular function: nucleic acid binding; zinc ion binding.
AUGUCAAGGGGUCAUCAGCAACGACCGGAGGAAGACUACAACAUGGAGAGUUCAAUCACAGUGAGAGAUCGAGGUAUAGUCGAGACCCAGGCGAGGCAGCGCCACAGGAGGGAUCUGGACAUGCCAAUCAGCGACCUCUUCAGAUCGACUCAGCCGGCCGAAUCCUAUGGCCAACCCCGCUCACGCAGGCAAGGGGACUAUCGAGACUAUUCCCCGUACAAAACGCCAAUCAGAGAGAGGUCUUCUAUUCCGAGGCCCUCGGUCCCCAGGGUAACGGACGAGGACGAAGACACGGAUAUGGACGUAGAGGAACGCCGUAUCGAGCACCCCUUUGGAGAGAUUAUCGGGCAAGAAAUCGAACGGAGAGGAGCCCCAGUGGUUCAGCAGCUGAGUCGCGGACUUGGAGACCUCACGGUGAGCAUCCAAGACCUCCCUAUAAUCAGGGACAUCACUCGUCAGCACUCCGCGCAGCUCGCCCAGCAGCACGCAGAGCAGACCGAACUCAUCCGCGAGUUGCAGAUGAAGUUCGGCCAGGACCAAGAGGAACGGGAGCGCCGCGAAAGGAUCAUCCUCGCGCAAGUGUGGGCAGAGACAGCCACAACCACCGCGAAUCUCGGCCAAGUCUUGGAACAGAUCGUCACCACUACAGAGGCGCCAACGGGAGAAAGAACUCUCGCACCGUCCUCGCGCCACCGCAGACUCUGGAUCGACCAGAUGGAGAUCCUAAUCAGUCUCCAGAAGAAGGUCCAAUGGGAUAACGGCACUAAGAUCAUGUGGGCCUCCCUCGAGUUCACCGGUAGUGCGGCGAACUUUUGGCGGAAUUUUACGGAGAGGUUAGCCUUGGACAGCAGCAUCAGAACCUGGGAACGGUUCAAGCAAGAACUCCGUACCCAAUAUUGCAACCGCACAAGUCAGGAACAGGCCAAGCAAAAAAUGGAUAAACUCCGGCAGACUGGCCCAAUCGACGACUAUAUCAAUGAAAUGCAGAACCUAGAAUGGGACGCACGAGUUGGACCAGUUGUCAUGAGAUCCAUGAUCCUAACAGGAAUAAACUCCUCGCUGGAACAACGGCUAUCCAAUGCGAUUGAGGAACCUGGAGAUUUUGUGGACUGGUUAACCUGGGUACGAAAAGUCGGACGCAAGGACCACGAGGUGAAGGCUCGGAAAGAGAUCCUGCGAGGUAAAGAUACUGUCAAACCUCGCGACGAAAAAACGGAACGGCGAAAAUCGCGCAACAAUGCAAAUCCUCGGAAAACUUUCCCCGCAUCAGCCAAUAACUCUAAGGCCUCGGAUGACUUAGGUGUCACCAAGGAAGAGAAGGAAAAAUGGCAGAAGGAAGGAAAAUGUUUCCGUUGUGGUAGAGAUAACCACUUCGUGAAGGAUUGCGUGGCGACGAGCAAGGUCAGGUUAACAAACCUGAAGAGGAGAGAGCCUCCUUCCGGGAGAAAGGACCACGGAAGGGAAGGUGAUAAGAAACGGAAAUUGGGGCCACAAAAUGAGGCAUUUAGGGCAAGGAUUACGAAUUUGGAGAACUAA